This is a messenger RNA of Jatropha curcas, 2739 nucleotides long. RefSeq names its product putative methyltransferase PMT3. The record is from RefSeq and is a predicted model, not a curated record. Lineage: Eukaryota; Viridiplantae; Streptophyta; Magnoliopsida; Malpighiales; Euphorbiaceae. Gene Ontology annotation, cellular component: trans-Golgi network; endosome; cytoplasm. Gene Ontology annotation, molecular function: methyltransferase activity.
GUAAAUAAAUUUAUUCUUCCUUAACGGCCUCGACGUUGCACUGUUAACAGCCCACACAAACUCUCUUCCCCCGGAAAUAGAAGAACCAUAUCGAACUCUAAGAUCUAAUUACUCUCUCUCUCUCUCUCAUUAGUUUCCUCGUCUCGCUUCUCUGUCUCUUAUUGAAUAGAGUAUCUAUAACCAGAUCUAUCUCUAUUCCACAUCUUUGAUUUAGAAUCUAGCCAUUUUCUCAAUUAAUCGAAGUUCCCAAUCCAUUUGAUCGCUCAGUCUUCAUGGUUUGUUUCUGAUAAAAUCCCAAGGAGAUCUGUAUUGCAUCAUUUUUCUUCGAUAUUGUAACCUUGAGGCUUAAGGUGUCAACUGUCAAAUAAAGGGGCUUCUUUUGAAAGGUGAGAUUGACAUAAGAUAAUUAUAGUGGGAUGAGAUUUGCAUUAUGACCUUAUAGUGCUUAAGUGGGAGUGCAAAAAUCUUUCUGAAUAUUUUAGAGCUAGGUAAACAAUGAGGGGAAGAUCCGAUGGGAGCCAGAAGAAGCGAUUAAUAACGUCUGUCUGUGUAGUGGCAGUCUUUCUUGGAUUCAUAUAUUUUUACUAUGGAUCCAUUUUUGGCUCUCAAAGCCGUGGAGCAGCAGCUCUAGAAUAUGGGAGCAAAUCCUUGAGAAAACUUGGAUCAUCUUAUUUGGGUGGGGACGAUGACACUGAUGGAAAACAAGAUGAUUCAACUAAAUUUGGUCAGGAAGAUGGAGAGGAGGAUACUAUUACAAAGAGCUUCCCGGUUUGUGAUGAUCGGCAUUCAGAACUCAUUCCGUGCUUAGACAGGAAUCUUAUAUAUCAAAUGAGACUGAAGCUGGAUCUCUCUUUGAUGGAGCAUUAUGAACGACAUUGCCCCCCUCCGGAAAGGCGGUACAAUUGCUUGAUUCCUCCUCCACCAGGGUACAAGAUCCCAAUUAAAUGGCCAAAAAGUAGAGAUGAAGUGUGGAAAGCGAACAUUCCUCAUACUCACCUUGCACAUGAGAAAUCUGAUCAGAACUGGAUGGUUGUGAAAGGUGAAAAGAUAGUAUUUCCUGGGGGAGGCACACAUUUUCACUAUGGAGCUGAUAAGUAUAUUUCUUCAAUUGCAAAUAUGCUAAACUUUUCAAAAAAUAAUUUAAACAAUGAAGGAAGGAUAAGAACAGUUCUGGAUGUUGGCUGUGGUGUUGCUAGCUUUGGUGCUUAUCUUCUGUCAUCUGAUAUAAUUGCAAUGUCUUUGGCACCUAAUGAUGUGCAUCAAAACCAAAUCCAGUUUGCCCUAGAAAGAGGAAUUCCUGCAUAUCUUGGCGUUCUAGGAACCAAAAGGCUCCCUUACCCAAGCAGAUCUUUUGAGCUUGCACACUGUUCACGUUGUAGAAUAGAUUGGCUCCAAAGAGAUGGUAUUCUUCUGCUUGAACUGGAUCGGCUACUCAGACCAGGAGGCUAUUUUGCCUAUUCUUCUCCUGAAGCUUAUGCACAGGAUGAAGAAGAUCUCAGGAUAUGGAGAGAAAUGAGUGCCCUUGUGGGACGUAUGUGUUGGAGAAUAGCUGCAAAGAGGAACCAAACUGUCAUUUGGCAAAAACCUUUAACAAAUGACUGUUACAUGGAAAGAGAACCUGGUAUGCAACCACCUCUCUGUCGAUCUGAUGAUGAUCCAGAUGCAGUUUGGGGUGUGCCAAUGGAAGCUUGCAUUACACCUUACUCUGAUCAUGACCAAAGAGUUAAGGGGAGAGGUUUGGCUCCAUGGCCAGCUAGAUUGACUACUGCUCCUCCACGACUUUCUGAUUUUGGCUAUUCCAAUGAAAUGUUUGAGAAAGACACGGAAAUCUGGAGACACAGAGUGGAGACUUAUUGGAAUCUCUUGAGUCCAAAGGUUCAAUCUGACACGCUUAGGAACUUGAUGGACAUGAAAGCAAAUUUAGGUUCAUUUGCAGCUGCUCUUAAAAGCAAGGAUGUUUGGGUAAUGAAUGUGGUCCCUGAAGAUGGGCCAAACACACUGAAGGUGAUAUAUGACAGAGGCCUGAUUGGCACUGUACACAACUGGUGUGAAGCCUUUUCAACGUAUCCUCGAACUUAUGAUUUGCUCCAUGCUUGGACUGUCUUUUCUGAGAUCGAGAAAAAAGGCUGUAGCGUUGAAGAUUUGCUUAUAGAGAUGGAUCGCAUUCUUAGACCCAGCGGAUUUAUAAUCAUUCGCGACAAACAAGUGGUGGUAGAUUUUGUAAAGAAAUAUUUAGUGGCUUUACACUGGGAAGCAGUUGCAACAGCUGAUUCCAGUUCAGAAUCAGAGCAAGAUGUAGAUGAAGUCGUGUUCAUUGUCCAAAAGAAGUUGUGGCUAACAAGCGAAAGCCUUAGAGAUGCAGAAUAGGACAAACAAAGAAUCUUCCUUCCAUGCUCUUUCUAUAUCUCCAAGGGCGCCCAACUGAUUAAGAAGGUUGUUUUGGGCAGUGAUGCAUUAAACAGUUUCAUUUUGUAGCAUUAAGUGAUGUUCACAUUAAUUUUUUCCACCACCUUCCAUUAUAAUGAUUCAAUUUGAUAGCUAUAAACUAUCAGCAAUUCAGCAUCUAUAGGCUAUUCUUCCUUUUAUUCUUUUUGGUAUUGUUUUUAGUUGUGAGAUGCAAUGAAAAAGUACUUCAGCUCUUGAUGAAUAAUUAUUCGUAAGAUUUGCUGCUGAAGUAGAGAAACGUUGGCUUCUAAUUGGUCUAAUUAUUUAUAAAUGAAUCUAGUUGCUUUUGUUGAA